ACCGGCCCGCGGGGCGCGGACGCGCGUGGCGGCUGCUCGGCGGGACCGUCUGUGGAGCCGGCCCCAGGAUGCCCACGGCGUGUGGAUGACCAGCCAUCGAGCCACCCACGGCCCAGGCCGGAUGCCACCGCCGCGCGAGGACCGCUCCCCGAGGGCCGCUGGUGGCCCCAGGCCCUAGUGUCCUGACCCGGCCCGGCUGUCCUGUCCCGCCCUGGCCGCCCAGGGGCCGGCGGGGAAGGCGCAGGAGUAGUUUCCGACCCCGCCGAGCGCGGCGACGGCGCAGGGACCCGGGGAAAAGGGCUCGGCGCCGGCGGGCAGCACCCUCGCCCACCGGCUCGGCAAGAUGACCAGCCUGUUCCGCCGGAGCAGCGGCGGCGGGGGCGGCGGCGGCGGGGCCGGGGCGCGCGGGGCCGGGGGCAGCGCCGCGGCCGCCUCGCAGGAGCUCAACAACAGCCGGCCGGCCCGCCAGGUGCGCCGCCUGGAGUUCAACCAGGCCAUGGACGACUUCAAGACCAUGUUCCCCAGCAUGGAUUACGACAUCAUCGAGUGCGUGCUGCGCGCCAACAGCGGCGCGGUGGACGCCACCAUCGACCAGCUGCUGCAGAUGAACCUGGAGGGCGGCUGUGAAGACAGCUCGGACUCGGAGGACAGCAUCCCCCCGGAGAUCUUGGAAAGGACUUUGGAACCUGAUAGCUCAGAUGAGGAGCCCCCGCCUGUGUACUCCCCGCCAGCCUACCACAUGCACGUGUUCGACAGGCCUUACCCUCUGGCUCCCCCCACUCCGCCUCCCCGCAUCGAUGUGCUGGGCUCCGCACCUCCUGCCAGCCAGAGGCGCUAUCGGAACUGGAACCCGCCCCUGCUGGGCAACCUGCCCGAUGACUUCCUCCGCAUCCUGCCCCAGCAGCUGGACAGCACACAGGGCAACCCUGGGGGCUCCAAGACCACCAGCAGAGAGGGAGGCCUGCCCCCCACAUCCGGGCCCGGGCCCGGGGACCAGGAGAGCCGCUGGAAGCAGUACCUGGAGGACGAGAGGAUCGCGCUCUUCCUGCAGAAUGAGGAGUUCAUGAAGGAGCUGCAGCGCAACAGGGACUUCCUGCUGGCACUGGAGAGAGAUCGAUUGAAAUACGAGUCCCAGAAAUCCAAGUCCAGCAGCCUGGCUGUGGGAAAUGACUUUGGCUUUCCCUCUCCUGCCCCAGGAACCGGUGACGCCAACCCUGCUGUGUCUGAAGAUGCCCUAUUCAGGGACAAGUUGAAACACAUGGGCAAAUCCACUCGGAGGAAACUGUUUGAACUGGCCAGGGCCUUCUCCGAGAAGACCAAGAUGAGGAAGUCAAAGAGGAAACACUUGUUGAAGCAUCAGCCGCUGGGGGCCGCUGCGUCGACAGCCAAUCUCCUGGACGACGUGGAGGGCCACACCUGUGAUGACGACUUCCGGGGAAGGCGACAGGAGGUACCCAAGGUGGAGGAAGCCCUGAGGGAAGGACAGUGAGAGAUGACAGCAGUUGCUCCUCGCUGGAGAUGGUCUGACCCGGUGGAGGCAGCCGGAGAGCAGUUC
Molossus molossus (Pallas's mastiff bat) is the source of this 1555-nucleotide messenger RNA. It is a transcript of the gene CUEDC1, whose product is annotated as CUE domain containing 1. Bases 344 to 1489 code for a protein of 381 amino acids. Lineage: Eukaryota; Metazoa; Chordata; Mammalia; Chiroptera; Molossidae. The transcript has 11 exons. Gene Ontology annotation, molecular function: ubiquitin binding. The record is from RefSeq and is a predicted model, not a curated record.